GCCAAAGUGUGCAGAGUAGUUAAUCUAAAAUACAUUACCCCAUGGUGUGCAGCGCCAUCCCUCUAGCAACGGAAUAAAGUCGCGAUGCUGGCCAAACCACGGAUCCCAUGCCCAAAACAGGGAAACGGACCUCUUUCGUUGCUUUCAGGCUGUUCUGUUUCGACCCCUCAUUGCCACCACAAGAGGGAGGUCGAGGGUGGCGAUGGGAUAUUUAACCAUUGUCAGUCCAGCAUGUGACAAUGCCCCGGACCUGAGUCCUUCAACAUCUCCCACAUCACAUAAACCUCACAAAGCACAUCACGCAAAAUGACUCCGAGUAUCUCCCUCGCGAGAAUCGUUCUAUCCCUCGCCACCACCACCAACGGCGUGCUGGCUCUCGCACUCCCGCCUCUCCCCGCCGGCAGCAUCACAAUACGUUCUCCGCCGACAGCAAACCUGCUUGACUACCUAGACACCUCGCUCAGUUCAUCUUCCAACUCGUCGCCAUACUGCGCCUUCGUCGUCUCAGAAUCCAGUCUUGAGUUCCCAGGCGCGAAAAUCCCCCGCUCGCCCGCUGGUUUCAUCGACUGCAAGACGCGUCUAGCGUUCGCAAACUUGCCAGCCGAGUACGCGUUUUCCAUAUCGUCAGUGGAAGUGGCCGGAUAUCUCAGCUUGGAAAGGGGCAGCUUUGUGGAGAAGGUGCAGGUGCGGGCAGAAUAUGAUCCAAAGCAGCAAUCUUCAUCAGCGGGAAUGGCAGAUACUGGCACAGUCAGAAGGCCGUACGGCAGCCAGGGAACCGGCUACGAGGGCGCGUUCAAGCUGGGUGUGUGGAUGACGCCGGGAGGCCCACGGACCGCGCUGGCUGCGUCCAGCUGCUCAACCAACUCGAAUAACAGAGCCGCUGUCAACUUUGACUUGUGGAUUGCGCUCUCGCACGAGGAGAUCGAGUUUGAUGAUGCAGUUCUGCACGAGGGGUCUGUCGGCGGCGACGGCCCAGGGCAGCAGGUGCGGGUGACUUUUAAUACCACGUGGAGGUCAUGUUGAGUGUGUGUGGAUGUGGUGGCCAGAUAUUAUGGGUGAAUCGAGGCGGGGCGCGGGGGAAAAGCUGGAUUUGGAUUCGUUUCUGGAGGCCGUUCCUGUCCGUCCGUCUCCCUGCCGAUACAGCAACUUCAAAUGCCAAUCUGCUACGGAUCUGCACCACUGGGAGUGCCCGAGGCAAUAAGCCGUUGGUGAUGGUGUCUCGAACUAGCGUGGCUCCCACGUUCAUAAAGUGAGCGUCAAAUAAUAAGAAACUUAAAACGGCGUGAGAUUCCCUUUAGUUCCAGAUGGCUUGGUG
Molecule: messenger RNA, 1315 nt
Organism: Lasiosphaeria miniovina
Lineage: Eukaryota; Fungi; Ascomycota; Sordariomycetes; Sordariales; Lasiosphaeriaceae
Exons: 2
Coding region: 307-1023 (238 amino acids)
Source: RefSeq, a predicted model, not a curated record